AUGAAGAUGACCCACAAGCAACCCUCUGCCACCGGCGAGAAGCAGUCGGAGGACCCGACAACAAUGGAGGUGCGGCCGCCGAACCCGCAGCAGUCUCGACCAGCGCCACCACCACAAAUUCCGGCGAUGGUCCCGCUAGACGCUCUGGCGGCCUAUCUGAGGCAGCAAGAUCCGAAUAGGGACUGGACAACAACUUUGGCGGGAUUUGGCCAAAUCGGAGGAAUGCCGGCGAUACAAACCCCUGCACCAGAAAUUCUGACCACCGUUAACCCACCUACCACCGUCCCAACUUCCUCGGUCCCCACUUCCAAAAAAUCCUCUCCAACGGCAACCACACCAUCGAAAUCAGAAACCACUUCCCCAGUACACCCCCAAAUUAAACCCAUCGACGCAAUUCCCCUUUCCUCCUACCAAGAUCCUUACAUAGGAGAGAUAGAAGAGGGCGAAGCAGAGGGAAGGGAAGGCGAAGCAGAAGGAAGGGAAGGAGAAGCAGAGGGGAGUGAAAAGGGGGGCGACAAGUCAGAGGAGACACCGGUCACGAAGACAACACCCCAAGAGGAGGGGAAGGGAGAAAUAGAUCUAAACGAGACGGCCAAGAAACAAGGGCUGAUGACUGAUGAUGAAUUUCAGUCGAUUUUGAACAGGGUACAUAGGGGGGAAACGAGCGCGAACGAGAUGGCUGAGGGUAUGGACCUCGCAUCUCAGGCAGUAGGGGAAGCAAGUAGAAGAGGUGGAAGAGAUAAACAACCUGAAGAGGAGAGGCAGAAAUCAGAAACACCCCAGUUUGAAGCGAAAGAGGGUGAAAAGGGAGCAGAAAAAGAGGCCGAGGUACAGCCUGAGGAGCCGGAAACUAUAGCCCCAACAGUGUCAAAACCAAAGCAAGUUAAGAGGAAAUUGGUGUUGAAAAACGAUCCCAAGGCAAAAAGGCAGAAACCCAAGCGAGUGUCACAGAGAUGUUUAGGAAAGUGGACGUCCAGCAAGGCAGGAGCAAACAUAGCAGCAGAUGCAGUGGAGAUCUCUAGUGAAGAUGAGAGGACUACUCCUACAAAACCUGGGGAGGAGCCCUCGACAACUAGCCAGGAGGAAGCCCCAAUGGCAACAGGGAUGGUUCCACCAACGCUAGUUGACCAAGAGGAAGAAGCUGACAAAGUGGCUGAGGGUCUGGACCUUGAAGUCAGUAGGUCAAGAGGAGACGAUAGAUGA
Molecule: messenger RNA, 1203 nt
Organism: Salvia hispanica
Lineage: Eukaryota; Viridiplantae; Streptophyta; Magnoliopsida; Lamiales; Lamiaceae
Source: RefSeq, a predicted model, not a curated record